AUGCCGCAGCGCAGCUCCAGCACCGACCCGCGCGCCGUCGCCGUCGCCGACCUCGAUGUCGUGCACGCCGGCUGGGUGCUCAAGAAGAAGCGCAAGAAGAUGCAGGGCUAUGCCAAGCGCUACCUUAUCCUCACCAAGGAGGGCCUGCUCACCUACUCGCUCUCGCCCGACAAGACGACGCGCGACGCCAUCGAGAUCCCGCACGCCAGCGUCACGAGCAGCAAGCGCCACGGCACGCUGCACGUCGACAGCGGCUCGUCCGUCUUCCACAUCAAGGUGCUGAGCCCGCAGGACUUCGACACGUGGCGCAACCACCUGCGCUCCUUCAUCCCCGAGCGCCCGGCCGGCGGCGCACAGCGCAUCUAUGUCAGCUCCAGCGGCGGCACGGAGCUCAAGAGCGUCGACCUCUCGCCCAUCUUCACGAGCACCGACGGCGUGACGAAGCUGGCGGCCGAGGUGCAGAACCGCGUGCAAGACAUGAAGGCCAAGGGCCUGGCGCAGCCGAGCCUCUUCAGCAGCCUCUUCGCCACAGCUCAUGGAGCUGCUACAGGCCAGGGCACGGACCCGAUGGCCGAGCUCAGCACGCUCGUCGAGACGCUCGUCAACGAGACGGCGAACCUGCAGCACGCCAUCGACUCGCGCAUUCCGCGCGUGGGCGAGGCCGACGGCACGAUGGACACGCUGCACUCGCGGCGCGGCGGCCUCUCGUCGCGCAUGAGCAUCAGCAGCUUCCACACGACGGGCACGGGCGAGGCGACGUUCUUCGACGCCGACGCCUCGGGCGAGGGCCUGGGCUUCGACGACACGGAGCGCAGCGCGACGGGCGAGUCGAGCGGCGCCGAGGAUGACGGUGAGGACGACAGCGGCGACGACGAUGCCACCGUCGACGGCGGCAAGGGCAGCGGCAGUGCCGCCAGCGGCUCCAAAGUGCAGUACCGCACCACGCUGCCGUCCAAGGUCUCGGGCGACGACGUGUCGCUCUUCUCGAUGCUCAAGAAGAACGUCGGCAAGGACCUCAGCACUGUCUCGUUUCCCGUCUCGUUCAACUGCCCGCUCUCGCUGCUGCAGGCGUCGGCCGAGGAGUACGAGUAUGCGCCGGCGCUGCUCGAGCGCGCCGCCAAGACGGAGGACUGGAUCGAGCGCAUCUGCCUCGUGGGUGCCUUUGCCGUGAGCGGCUACGCCUCGACGAAGCUGCGCGCCAGCCGCAAGCCCUGGAACCCGCUGCUGGGCGAGACGUACGAGUGCGUGCGCGAGGACAAGCACCUGCGCUUCAUCGCCGAGAAGGUCGUGCACCAGCCGCCUGUCGUCGCGACGUAUGCAGAGGGCCGCGGCUGGAAGUGCUUCGGCUGGAGCGCCGUCAAGAACAAGUUCUGGGGCAAGUCGCUCGAGCUGAUCCCGGAGGGCAGCCUGCGCCUCGAGCUCGACGACGGCGAUGUCUUCACGUUCUCGAAGCCGAGCUCGUUCAUGCGCAACCUGCUGGCGGGCAACAAGUACCUUGAGCACGUCGGCGACCUCGAGGUCACAAACGAGAACACGGGGCAGCGCAUCGUCAUCAACUUCAAGGAGGGCAACAUGUGGGGCUCGGACAGCAGCCGCAACCAGGUGGCGGGCAAGGUGUACGACGACAAGGGCAAGGUGGUGACGGAGUGCAAGGGCCGCUGGAGCGACAAUUUUGCCAUCCAGAAGGACAAGGAGAACUACCAGGUGCUCUGGGAGGCCGAGGAGAUGCCCGACAAUGCCGAGGACUACUACGGCUUCACCAAGUUUGCCAUGUCGCUCAACGAGAUCACCAAGGACAUCGAGCCCUACCUGCCGCCGACGGACUCGCGCCUGCGGCCAGACCAGCGCGCAUUCGAGGAGGGCAAGGUGCAGGAGGCCGAGGAUCUCAAGCAGAAGGUCGAGAACGCCCAGCGCGAGCGCCGCAAGAACGGCACGACGUUCGAACCGCUCUGGUUCCACAAGGAGGACGACGACCCGGAAUGGAAGUACGGCGGCAAGGACGGCCUCACGUACUUCAAGGCGCGCGCCAAGGCGGCCGGCGACGACAAGGCCGCCGAGAAGGAGGACGGCAAGGACGUGCCCGGCGGCAAGGACGCGUGGAAGAACUGCCCGACGUGA
Molecule: messenger RNA, 2118 nt
Organism: Tilletiopsis washingtonensis
Lineage: Eukaryota; Fungi; Basidiomycota; Exobasidiomycetes; Entylomatales
Exons: 7
Coding region: 1-2118 (705 amino acids)
Biological process (GO): piecemeal microautophagy of the nucleus; ER to Golgi ceramide transport; exocytosis
Cellular component (GO): plasma membrane; cytosol; perinuclear endoplasmic reticulum
Molecular function (GO): sterol binding
Source: RefSeq, a predicted model, not a curated record